Messenger RNA from Psilocybe cubensis, 1410 nucleotides. RefSeq lists its product as uncharacterized. NCBI's taxonomy places the organism in Eukaryota, Fungi, Basidiomycota, Agaricomycetes, Agaricales, Agrocybaceae. Gene Ontology annotation, molecular function: oxidoreductase activity, acting on paired donors, with incorporation or reduction of molecular oxygen; monooxygenase activity; heme binding. The transcript is spliced from 8 exons. The record is from RefSeq and is a predicted model, not a curated record. Bases 1 to 1410 code for a protein of 469 amino acids.
AUGGAUGUCGAGGGAGGUCAUUCAAGUGCCAUAUUCUUUAUCCUGUUUGGAGGCUUGACGUUCUAUGUCCUUUUGAAAAGCGAAAGAACCGAUCCCAAUUUGAGGCAUAUUCCAACUUUAGGCUUCAGAGCAUACCUACUAUCUUACGUGGAUGCGCUUCGCUUUAUUAAAACAUGUCCUGAUCGUCUGAGAAAAGGAUACGAUCAGUACCGAACGACGGCGUUUAAAGUUGCAACAUGGACACGGUGGCUAGUCGUCAUAACUGGGACUAGAGCUCUGGAAGAGCUACGAAAGUCUUCGGACGAACAUAGCUCUUUCAUUGAUGCCUCUACUGAGCCAGACGCGUCGUUAUAUCUGAGUGGACACGCCCAAGCAGUAGCUCCCCAGAUAAUUGGAGAAAUAACCAGGAGCAUGACGCAGAACCUCGCUUUCCUGAUACCGUCUAUUAAAGAGGAGGUUGCAUUAGUGCUGAACUCUGCAAUACCUGCCACGAAGUCGGAGGUAUCAAUGGGUACGCAAACACGCGACGAGCAGUAUGAGCAGAUCAGUAUGGACCAAGCUCGAGAGGUUUACGGAUAUUAUCUAAACACUAUAUUGCCGAUCCUGCCCCGUUUCAUGUCACGCUUCGCACGAGCGAUGAGCAUCACAAACCGAAGACGACGGCGCCUGCGGUCGAUGAUUAUAUCGUCCAUACGCCAAAAGAAGGAAGCGUUUCAACACUCAAACCAGGAGGUGAAUGAGGAACGAUUACAAGAUGCAUUAUCCUGGACGCUCUCCGAUGCAUCAAAUCAGAUACCGACGCAAACUAACUGGGCAUUAAUUAAACAGACGUUUGGGCAUGUGCUGUAUCAUUUGGCUGCCAAUCCGAAAUUUGCAGCACCGUUGCGGAAAGAGGUGGAGCAGAUCGUCGCUCGCGAAGGAUGGAACAAACAUUCCCUUGAUCGCAUGCUCAAGGUGGAUAGCUUUGUCAAAGAGUCGAUGAGAAUGAGCAAUAUAUCAUCUGAUGGGACGCAGCUACCAACAGGUACAAUUAUUGCUGCAGCGUCUCGGGCGCGCCACAUGGAUCCCGCUAUCUACAACACCCCGGACACGUUCGAUGGUUUAAGGUUUUCCAAGCUUCACGAGCAACGGUACGGGGACGACUGUUCCGGGAGUGGGUUGCCUUUCCAGUUGGUCACGACCACAACAGACUAUUUGGUGUGGGGAUACGGGCGGCACGCGUGUCCGGGGAGGUUCUUUGUUGCGGUUACGUUGAAGAUGAUGCUUGCGUAUGUGGUUUUGCAUUACGACGUGAGAUUUGAGAACGGCACACGACCUAGAGAUUUCAUUGCUGGCACCAACUACUUACCUGAUCCUGACGCCAAGAUUUUGUUCCGGAAGCGAAAGCCUGAAUCUAAUUACCCACUGUAA